UGCAACGCUGGCUGGGCAUGUGUACGAAGCAGCACUAGUCCAGCCCCGCUUCCCGCCCACCACCCUCCCUUUUCCCCUCGGUCUGUCUCGGUCCGCCCGCAGCAUUCGCCUUCUGAGCGAGCUUUCACUAGAGAGAUGGCAGGGAAAGUGUGCAGAUCGAUGCUCCUCUUGUCCAGGAGCAGCGGAACGGUGGCAGGUAGCCUCCCCGCACUUGUUGUCUCUUCACAACGACACCAUCAGCACAUAAGACCGGAGUCCCUGUCUGCUCCACACGCACAGCAGACCGUAAGGAGGGCACAUGGACUACGGUCGGCCUGCCACCCCAAACUCUUCAGCCAGCCGCCCACUGCCAUCUCUCUACAGGUAUGGCGGGGUGCUCCUUCAUGGCAGGGCCAGAGACUGUUGUGUUCCUCGGCCACUCUAGAAGAGGUGACGGUCGUGUACCAGAACGGGCUGCCGGUGAUCUCGGUCAGCCUGCCGUCCCGGCGAGAGCGCUGCCAGUUCACCCUGAAGCCGCUCAGCGACUCCGUGGGGGUCUUCCUCCAACAGCUGCAGGCGGAGGACCGGGGGAUUGACAGGGUCGCCAUCUACUCCACAGACGGUGCGAGGGUGGCCUCCUCCACGGGGAUCGACAUCCUGCUCCUGGAUGACUUCAAGCUGGUCAUCAACGACUCCACCCACCUGGUGCGCCCCCCGCGGAGAGACCUGCUGGCCUGCGAGGAGGCGGAGCGGCUGAACGACGUGAAGUUCCUGGUGCAGCAGCUCUACACCACGCUGCGCAUCGAGGAACACCAGCUCGGCAAGGAGAGGGAGCUCAUUGGCCGGCUCGAGGACCUCAACACCCAGCUCCGCCCCCUGGAGAAGGUGAAGGACGAGCUGAGCCGGAAGGCUGAGCGUCGCACCACCUGGGUGCUGUGGGGGGGCAUGGCCUACAUGGCCACCCAGUUCGGCAUCCUGGCCCGGCUCACCUGGUGGGAGUACUCCUGGGACAUCAUGGAGCCCGUCACCUACUUCAUCACCUACGGCACCGCCAUGGCCAUGUAUGCCUACUUUGUGCUCACGCGCCAGGAGUACAUCUAUCCCGACGCCAGAGACCGGCAGUACCUGCUCUUCUUCCACAAGGGGCUGAAGAGGACACGCUUCGACGUGGAGAAGUACAACAAGCUGAGAGGGGACAUCGCAGAGGUGGAGUUGGACCUGAAGCGUUUGCGGGACCCUCUACAGCUGCAGCUCCCCGUGCAGCAGCUCACCGCCAGUAAAGAUUGAUGUGACGAGAGCAUCUCCCACACCUCCAACGCCCCCCCCCCCCCCCCCCGUAGACCCCCACCCAACCCGCCAACGGACCCCCACCUCCUCCGUCCAAAGCCCCCCCGCUCUGCCUCCUCCUCCACCUCUGACGAUUCUCUGAGGUGACCUCCACCUCUCCGACCUCCACCCCCCUCCAGCCUCUUGUUCCAACAAAGCCCCCGCCCCCCCCCCCCCUCCAAAGCCCCCCCCCCACCCCCAAAACCCCUACGACUCCCUUUUUUUCUCUUUUAUUUUAUUUCUUUAUUGACCGAAGACUUGGGUGCGAAUCACGAGUGGAACCGGUGAAGCAAAACACGAGAGGCCAGUUCACAGAACACGACAGAAACACUGAAGCUCUCCCCGUGGCGAAAGAAUCGAAAACACGCUUGAUUAAAAACCCAAGAAGAUGACCAUGAUGAGGAUGAAGAGGGAACAAACGGGGCAGGAAGGCUGAUCUUCCUCCCAGGGGGAGAGACGAGGGAAAUGUCGCACUUACACUGCUAAGGGGGAAAGAAGAUGGGCAGCCAUGACUUGACAGUGUGUGUGUGUGUGUGUGUGUGUGUGUGUGUGUGUGUGUGUCCGGGCUUGUGUGUGUGCGUGUGUGUGUGUGUGUGUGUGUGUGACUUACCCCUACGGGCCAGCUUGGCACAUACAUCAGUACCACCCUGAUAUAAAACCGUUGAACUUAACAAACGCACACACACGCAUGUAAACACAAACACACACACACGCAAACACACACACGCCUUUGUACACAGGCCUGCUCUGAUGUGGUUGGGGAGGGGGGGCUGCACCGAACGACUUCAUCCUUUGAAUACAAGUUUACGAGGAUGCCCACCCCCCUACACAAAAAACACACACACAAACACACACCUCUACCCCCCUUCCACGUGCACGGACUGGAGCCCCCGUCAGGCAGUCGGACGAACAGGGGGCCGGCAGUCGCUCUGAGAGGCUGAGAAUGUCAACAGCCUCAAUCCAUCCCUCUCUCCCUCCGUCUGUCUCUCUCUCUCUCUCUCCGUCUGUCUCUCUCUUUCUCUCCGUCUGUCUCUCUCUCCGUCUGUCUCUCUUUCACUCCGUCCGUCUCUCUCUCUGUCUCUCUGUCUUUGUCUCUGUGGCCCUGGAGGGUGAGGGUGGAGGGGUGUGGGGGUUGAGAGAGGGAGACAACCAAUCCCCUCCAUACCCAAACAUGACCUUAACCGGGACCGGGGAGUGGCCUCUCGUUAGGGCCUCUUGCUUGACUGGGGGCGUGGCCUCUCGUUAGGCCCUCUUGCUUGGAGGGGUCGUUGCCUCUCUGGAGGGCCUCUUUCUUGGAGGGGGCGUGGCCUCUUUCUUGAUGGGGGGGCGUGGCCUCUCGUUAGGCCCUCUUGCUUGAAGGGGGGCGUGGCCUCUCGUUAAGGCCCCUUGCUUGGAGGGGCAUAACGAGGGGCGUGGCCUCUCGUUAGGGCCUCUUGCUUGGAGGCGGGCGUGGCCUCUCGCUUGGAGGGGGCGUGGCCUCCAGUAAGGGCCGGCUGCCCUUAGGACCACCAGUACUACCGAAAAACAACAUCACUGUGUGUUCUCUUACUCCAAAAAAAUAUUUUGGCACUUUUUAUUUUGAAAGCCAUAGUAUAUUUGUUAUGAGAAAAAAAAAGUAAUAUAAAUAUAUAUAUAUAUAUAAAACUAUAUACAAUCAAUUCAAUGAACAGAGGCUAGUUUUUUUUCCCUCAGUGGUGGGGGGAGGAGAGAUCUUACAUCGGUGUUGUCGUUGGGAUUAUCUUUAAUAGUACACUGCCCACACAAACACACCACACACACAGGCACACGAAGGCACAUACAGGCAUGUUUGAGUUCCUUUGGAUUGAGUUAUAUGUAUUUUAGAGCUUAAGACCUUAAAUAAAUACAAAUAAAGCAUUUUUCCGUCGGAUCCUAAAGUCCGAUAGUGACUACACUUAUUUCCCAGGACCUUGCCAGCUAAGCGCCGUCGAGCAGAACGGACAAUCUGUCUCCGGACAGGGUGAGCAGUAUGUCAACGUCCGUCGAAAAAAAGUGUGGUUGACUGAUGCAAAAUAGUUCGGCAUGACAUCUAUGCCUUUUUAUUUGGGACACUCAAACACUUAUUUAAAACACUUAGUUAAAAGGAGCCUUAAAAAGGUCAAAUUAAAGUGCAGGAAGAACAGCAUCUCUGGUGCAAAUACUCUCCCCAGAGAUGCUUUCUCUUUCGGUUUACGCGUGAAUCCGUUGACUAAAAGAUACCAGUACGCCUCAUCCGAAGGCCCUUACACGACGCCACCGUGUGUAAACUUUGCGUUACUUCGGCCGUGUUGUAACAUCAGAUUUCUCCGCCCCCCCCUCCCCCACUGUUGCUGUAAUGCCCCCGAUCUACCAGUGGUAAAGCGAGGUCGACUGCAUGCUGUGGUAUGCCCUCAGUAGAAACUUGUGAAUGUGUAGGAGCAUCGUUGAAAUUUUGUACUUGAUUGGAUAGGUUUCUUUGCCACAUCUAGCUCCCAUUAACCCGCCCCCCCCUGUUAAGAGGUUAUUUUCGCAGACAAAAGCCAUAUCUAUGUUGUCCAUCUUUUGGGUUGACAUCAAGCGAAAAGCGUGUGUCGAUUUCACCCCAUUUUUGUUUCUUUUGUUUCUGGAUAGGAUCGCCCUUCUGACUCAUCGCGGUCGUGUCUGAACGCCUCUCUAAGUCGAUUUUUGUUUGACCACAUGCUGAAUCGAUAAGGCUUUAGCUCGCCUGUAUGGCCAGUGCAGCACAAUGACCCGACAGCCCUGUGUGUGUGUGUGUUGGAAGCAUGAGUCAAACACAUGGUUUGCUUUCUGCGGCUCGUCUGGGGUGCAAACACUGAUCUGAGAGCUGUUUAUAAAGGGGUUGCUGUGUGGGUUGAUUCAAGCGAUUUUUGUUUAGUUUUUUUGCAUGAUUUUUUUUGCCCCAAACAUCCGCAACUUAUUCAUGGGAAUCAGUUGUCAUUGAUUAGCCAUGCUACACAGUGGGGUCUGUGUGUGUGUGUGUGCGUGUGUGUGUGUGUGUGUGUGUGUGUGUGUGUGUGUGUGUGUGUGUGUGUGUGUGUGUGUGUGUGUUUGUGAUCUCAAAGUGCACUGAUGCCUUUUUUAAAUUUUCUGAUGGAAUUGGAUAUUAACACGAAAUGGGGCCAGUGGGAAUAUCAUGAUGAAAGUUAAGCUUUAAUAUAUAUUCAAAAGCAAAGUCAAGACCGGAGGAGAGGGCACCCAGUGUGUGUGUGUGUGUGUGUGUGUGUGGGGCCGGGGUGUGCAUUAUUGUGGUUCCACUGGUGUGCAUGGAUCAUCAAAACAUCGUCUUCUCAUCCCGGCUCGACAACUCUUGUUCGCCCCCCCACCACCAACAACACCAACACCGCCACCUCAUUACGAUCCCAUUGCUUUCACCUCCUGAGACAUGGCUCCGGUUGCAUGCACACACACACACACACACACGCAUGCUGUUUCCAGGGGGAUGUGAUUGAACAGGAGUUUUGAAGUCUGUCCGGGGUCAAACCUCUCGCCGAAUGGCUGUUUUUCUUUCUUUUAGACAAGACGUCUCGACAUUGUCACCGUCCUUCCCCUUUGGGUUUCAACCCCCUCCUUGCUCCUUCUCACUCUUGGUUUUUACCUCUUAUUGUUUUUUUUGUAAAACAAAAUAUAUCAAGUAUAGGGAACCUUAUUAUUCUCAAGCGGGUGUUGCAUGAAUGUAUGUUUACAUGGGAAAAUAUGUACAAAUUAAAAAGCUGAUUCAUCCCAACAAAAAAAAAGAAGAAAAAGAAAAGUGCAGCGAUAAUUUAAAGAAUGUGGUUUGUAGAGAUAACCUAGCUGGGGAGAAUCUGCGCCCUGCCAAAAAUCGUACUUUCCUUGCGGCGAACUUGUUGCGACCCAUCACCCUUCAAUUACCUUUUGAACUUUUCUUUACCUUGUCCCUGUUGCCCCCAUCAACCCCACCCUUCCCCCCCCCCCCCCCGCCCCCAGUUUUAAGACAUGUAGCCUGGAUCCACCGAUAUUCCCCUCAUAGGCAACAAGAGAACCUCUGUUUUUGGUGCACCCCCAAAUCUACACCCAUCCGUGGAUACAAGUCCAGAAGGGGAUUUUAGCACAGUGAGAUCUGUUCACAUGUCGGGGUUCAACUCCUCUAUCCUCCCACCCCCCCCCCCCCCCCCUCCACUGUUUCCACUCACCCCUCCUGCUCCUUUGGUUUACAUUGACAGUCAAAUCCCCCCCCCCCCCCUUUUUCUGAUUUCAGAAUUCUUUUAUUUUUUUGGACGUGUGUUUGUUUUUCAGAUAUCUUCGUUUGUGUGCACUUACAAUACGUUCAAAUUGCCUAAAGAGUGAAGUCAAAUAUAGAUUGAGAAAAUCUCGUACUUCAUUCUGACCUUUUUAUUCUUUCCUUUUCCUUAUGAGUUUUUGUUUUUUUCUCUCGACAUCUGAUGCUGUAAUGUUGGCAAAAAAAAGAGAAAAUGUAAAAUUCAUGUAUCAUUUAUGAAAUAUGUAUAAAAGAGAUAUGUAAUUCAGUUAUCAAUAAAAUCCUUAUCCAGUUUUUGGAAAUUGGG
Gadus morhua (Atlantic cod) is the source of this 5825-nucleotide messenger RNA. RefSeq names its product mitochondrial calcium uniporter (gene mcu). The transcript has 9 exons. NCBI's taxonomy places the organism in Eukaryota, Metazoa, Chordata, Actinopteri, Gadiformes, Gadidae. Gene Ontology annotation, cellular component: uniplex complex. Gene Ontology annotation, molecular function: calcium channel activity; uniporter activity. Gene Ontology annotation, biological process: calcium import into the mitochondrion; mitochondrial calcium ion homeostasis. The record is from RefSeq and is a predicted model, not a curated record. Bases 136 to 1266 code for a protein of 376 amino acids.